AUGACCGUCGCAAACAGUCUAGCAGCAUCCAGCGAGUCUCACGGGAUAGAAAGUACACAGUCAUUGGCACUCCCAGAGACAGAGGACGACAUCCAAAUCCGCCAGCAAUACCGCCCGUUCCUCGCCGACCAGACCGACGACGACUGGGUCAGCAAGCUGGAAUUAACGACAGUUCUGGAUUUAGCGGCCAAAGACAUUGCCCUCACGAAUCGUCGCUUAAAGGUCCUUGUCCUGUACGGCAGUCUGCGCCGACGCUCGUACUCGCGCCUCGUGGCAUUCGAGGCCGCCCGCAUCCUCUUCCGUCUGGGAUGCGAUGUCCGAGUGUUUAAUCCUGAGGGUCUACCGGUGAAGAACGACACCGACCAGGACCAUGACAAAGUGCAGGAGCUCCGGUCCCUGAGUGCGUGGAGCGAGGGGCAUGUCUGGAUUUCGCCCGAGCAGCAUGGUAACCUGACCGCAGCAUUCAAGAACCAAAUCGACUGGAUCCCGCUAAGCACGGGGAGCGUCCGGCCAACGCAGGGCCGCACUCUAGCCAUCGGGCAAGUCUGCGGCGGAUCGCAGUCCUUCAAUGCCGUAAACUCACUGCGGAUUCUGGGGCGGUGGAUGCGCAUGUUCACCAUCCCGAACCAGUCGUCGAUUCCGCAGGCUUAUACGCAUUUCCCGGAUGAGGGACAGCCCGGGGAUCAGCGGCUCAAGGCCAGUGGGAAUCGCGAUCGGUUGGUGGAUUGUAUGGAGGAGUUUGUGAAGUAUACGAUUCUGAUGCGGCCGCAUAUCGAUCUCUUUGGGGAUCGGUAUAGUGAGAGGGAAGAGAAGAGAGUGAAGGCGGCCAAGGCUGCUCGUACGUAG
Molecule: messenger RNA, 846 nt
Organism: Aspergillus versicolor CBS 583.65
Lineage: Eukaryota; Fungi; Ascomycota; Eurotiomycetes; Eurotiales; Aspergillaceae
Exons: 2
Coding region: 1-846 (281 amino acids)
Molecular function (GO): oxidoreductase activity
Source: RefSeq, a predicted model, not a curated record